Messenger RNA from Asparagus officinalis (garden asparagus), 2445 nucleotides. RefSeq names its product protein MICRORCHIDIA 4-like. Gene Ontology annotation, cellular component: nucleus. The transcript has 20 exons. The record is from RefSeq and is a predicted model, not a curated record. Gene Ontology annotation, molecular function: ATP hydrolysis activity. NCBI's taxonomy places the organism in Eukaryota, Viridiplantae, Streptophyta, Magnoliopsida, Asparagales, Asparagaceae. The coding region runs from base 227 to 2101 and encodes 624 amino acids.
GAGACCUAGGAUUCGAUGGCGAGAUCCCUUUCAAGAAACGAAGCUAGAGGACGACAUCCUCCCUCUCGGAUUCUCGACCCACUCCCGACGGCGAAUUCGUUGGAAAUCGUGGUUGCCCGGCCGAUAUCGGUGGCUCCUCCGGCGUCGAAGCCGAAUUGUGAGGAGCUGUAAGCAGUUUUGGAAGGCAGGGGAUUAUGAUGGGCAACCGGCCGCUGCGGGCUCGGAUAUGGUUCCGGUGGGCAUGGAUCAUGUGAGGGUUCAUCCUAAGUUUCUGCAUUCAAAUGCUACCAGUCACAAAUGGGCUCUUGGAGCUUUGGCUGAGCUUCUAGACAAUUCCAUGGAUGAGGUGUGUAAUGGAGCUACAUUUGUAAAUGUUGAUAUGUUAAAGAAUAAAAAAGAUGCAACAAAAAUGCUACUUGUUGAAGAUAAUGGCGGUGGCAUGGAUCCGGAUAGAUUGCGGCAAUGCAUGUCUCUGGGUUAUUCAGCAAAGAGUAAAUCAGCAAAUACUAUUGGUCAAUAUGGAAAUGGCUUCAAGACAAGUACUAUGAGACUUGGCGCAGAUGUCAUUGUGUUUUCUUGUUGUCGUGAAAAAGAAGGCAGAAGCUCCACACGGAGCAUUGGUUUGCUGUCCUACACCUUUUUGAGAAAUACAGGAAAAGAAGAUAUUGUAGUGCCUAUGAUUGAUUAUGUGAAAGAAGGAGAAGUUUGGGCUAAGAUGACACGAUCGUCUUCAGAUGUUUGGAAAAAUAAUUUGGAAAUUAUUCUACAAUGGUCUCCAUAUUGUAGUGAAGAUGAUCUACUUCAACAGUUUAACUUUAUGACUGAUCAAGGAACGCGGAUAGUUAUAUAUAAUUUAUGGGAUGAUGACCAAGGAGAGCUGGAACUUGAUUUUGAUACUGACCAGCAUGACAUUCAGGUCAGAGGUGCUAACCGUGAUGAGAAAAAAAUUCAAAUGGCGAGACAAUGUCCAAAUUCGAGGCAUUUUCUUACUUAUCGGCAUUCUUUAAGGAGUUAUGCAUCAAUUCUUUAUCUACGACUGCCUCGUGGCUUUAAAAUGAUUCUCCGGGGGGAAAAAAUUGAACACCAUAACAUCGUAAAUGACAUGAUGAUGAAGCAAGAGGUCACUUAUCGACCUCAACCGGGUCCAGAUGGGGUUCCGAAGGAUCCAAGUAUGGUUGCUGUUGUGGCAAUUGGCUUCGUGAAGGAUGCUAAAGAUCAUAUUGAUGUUCAAGGAUUUAACGUCUAUCACAAGAACCGGCUGAUAAAGCCUUUUUGGAGAGUGUGGAAUGCUGCUGGAAGUGAUGGCCGUGGUGUUAUUGGUGUAUUGGAAGCAAAUUUUGUUGAACCAGCUCAUGAUAAACAGGGUUUUGAGCGCACAACUGUGCUUUCAAGACUUGAAGCACGUCUUCUUCAGAUGCAGAAAACAUACUGGACAACAAACUGUCAUAAAAUUGGCUAUGCUCCAAGGCGUAACAAGAAACUUAUUAAUGGCUCUGAAGAUAAAGAUGGCUCACCCGAAGCUCCUCAUUCUUCUACAAAAGGCCUUCCAAAGCGUACAUUCUCUGCACAUGUUUUUUCUGGGCAACAAAAGUCUAGCACGUCUUCCUUUCAUUCGAGCCAUAAGAUGGCAGAGAGCUGUGUCACUAGAGGUUUGAAUGGAACUGGAAAAGGUGGAUAUAGCUCUAAUGACAAAGCUGCUUCAUUUGGAGGUGUAAGAACCCAACCUUUAGCUGCAAAAUCGAACUCGAAGGAAGCUGAUGUUAGCAAUGGACAUAACUCUAUCCAACAGUUAACAAAUGAAAAUACAUCAUUGAAAAACAGGCUAAAGAGAUUGGAAGAGACGAUGUUGCAUGAAUUGCAGAAUGAAAGAGAUAAAAAUAAAGCUUUAACCGAGCAAGUUAGAGCUUUGGAAGAACAGGUGCAAGUGCUAAAUAAUGAACAAGAAGCUCUAAUUAGCAUAUUCGAAGAAGAAAGAUCUCGUCGAGAAAUGGAUGAGGAGAAGUUGAGGAAUAAACUCAAGGAAGCUUCUGCUACCAUUCAAGAACUAUCGGGGAAGUUGUACUCUGGAGAAAGCCAUAGCUAUACCAAACGGGAGCCUUAGAACCUGGCCUUCUGCUGAAUAACUUUACUCCGACUUCCAGAAACAUUGAUAACAAUGGAGGGUUUUGCUGAAUUGUAGGAGAUCACUAUUUUGCAGAUAUUAGUGACGGUAGUCAUAAAUAACUUGAGGAGUGAGGAAUACUCGAUAGCAAAUCUGAGCACCAAUUCUUUUUUAUGUAGACCUGUAAAUUAUCAUUCAUCUAGGUCUGUACAGGUUAUAUAGUAAUCUAGCUUAUCUAUCUGUGUAGACAUCAAACUCAUUCAUUUAUUGUUUCAAGAUAAUUUUUGUAAAUAUUUUGGUACUUUUUUCAUCUUUUGGAGGAAAUGACACAUAUUAUUGCAUCU